This is a messenger RNA of Clavispora lusitaniae ATCC 42720, 708 nucleotides long. RefSeq names its product DNA replication protein (gene SLD5). Gene Ontology annotation, biological process: DNA-templated DNA replication; double-strand break repair via break-induced replication. Lineage: Eukaryota; Fungi; Ascomycota; Pichiomycetes; Serinales; Metschnikowiaceae. Gene Ontology annotation, cellular component: GINS complex. The record is from RefSeq and is a predicted model, not a curated record.
AUGGAUAUCGAUGAUAUCUUACAUGAGUUUGAGACUGGAGCUCGCUCAUCCAAAACAGAAACCACACAGCCUUUAUACAAUCAGUUGGUUACUGUUAUGCUCAACGAGAGAAUGGCUCCAGAUCUUUUGCCAUAUAAGCAUGAAUUGAUGAAAACGGUGUUGACUGAACUUCUGAACCAGCAGCAAUUUCUUUUGGACUCUUAUGAGUACGGAGACUCCAACGCUGAUUCCGGGGUAGUAAGUGGCGACUUCAAACUCCAACUCAUGAUUAUCGAGACUGAUAUUGAACGGCUUAGUUAUGUGGUGAGACUAUACAUCAGGACCAGGCUAGCCAAGAUCGACAGCUUUCUCAUCUACUAUAUCAACGAAACAGAGGAUGAUACAGGUACUGCCACUUCCUUACUAUCUCCGGAAGAACGAGAUUACAUGCAUAAGCAUUUUCAGAUAUUGACCAAGCUCUACAAUAACAGUUUUCUCAAAAAAUUCCCCACCUUUUUAACUUUAUUAGACGACAACGCCGGUGGCCAGCAAAUGGUAGACGCCCCGGACACAGAACAGCCCGUCUUCAUUCGUGUACUUAGCAAAGAGCCAAUCGUGAUUAGUUUGGGAAAUGAGGGCGAGCUCGAGCUAGUAGAAAACGGAAUUUAUGUUGUUCGCUAUCGCCUCAUUAAAGAAUUUUUGGAGCUUGGUGACGUCGUCUUGAUAUGA